Molecule: messenger RNA, 5587 nt
Organism: Heterobilharzia americana
Lineage: Eukaryota; Metazoa; Platyhelminthes; Trematoda; Strigeidida; Schistosomatidae
Source: the annotation of a GenBank genome assembly
ACUCCAAGUUAUACGCUACAGUUUUUUCUUAAAACCAGUGAUGCCGAAAAGUAAGGCCAUUGAAGUGCGUCCAAGAAAACGUAAACUGAGUCAAAAGACAGAAGAAUCUACUAAUCCAGUUGCAGAGCAUCCUAAGCGUGAAGUAAAUCAUUUGCCUCAUUUGUCAGAAAGUUCACGUCAUUCCAAGUUCAAAGGCCGUGGGAAUAGCGAACGACCGUCCUUGAUAGAUUUUCAUAUCGGUAAUAAAAUCCCGAAGCGUUUAGUUCUGCCCGCUGUAUAUAUGGGAAUUUUGCUUAUGCUGGUGGUAAUUGCUUUCCAUCAAAUGACUAUUUGGUAUCAAGGAAAACUUGUUGUUACUCCAAUAAAUUUGCCGAAAGUUAUUUCUGAUGCUUCAUUAUCUGAACGAUCUCACAGUUUGUUCUGGGGAAGUUAUCGUCCAGGUAUUUAUUUUGGCAUGAAACAUAGAAGUCCGAAAUCUCUUCUUUUUGGAGUCAUGUGGACAACUCAAUACUCGAAUUUCAAAUUCCGCUACGCUUGUGACCAGUACGAUGGGAUUCUGAGCUACAACUGGUUAGAACACGAUGGUCGUACUUUUGGGACACAGCAGAUAGUAGACAUUCAUCAUAUCAUCACAAUAUCAUUUGUUAAACCAUCUAAUGAUUUUAUGGCCAGUGAUUGGACGGUGAGAAUUUCGGCAGUCAGUAGAAAUUAUACUUCAGUUAGGUAUCCCUUAUCAGUGGUCGUCUACUUUUAUUAUCCUGGAGAUGAAACUGACUUUUUCAUUCAUCCAAUUAUUUCUGACCAGAAACUAACAGGACUACAAGGUAGUUCAAUGGAGCUAAGUGAUUUUCAUGUCAUGUUUCAUCCUUCUCCGGAUAGGUUACAACUCAGUUCCCUCAAAGCCCAUAUACCUAGAGAAGAUGCAAUCAAGGAAGCAAUGUUCACUGGUUUAGGAGUCCGAAGAGACAAUAAUCUUUUAGCAUUAACAGGUGUUCCUCAAAAUUUUAAUAAGGAGCAGCCACCAAAUGCAUGGUUCUAUGAAGUCAGUGCAAAUGUACCCGAGUUUUCUGACGUCACCGAACCUAACAAACCUAUUUUGGAAGUUGAAUUUCUUCGACCGCAAAAUUCGUUUAGAGGAUUUUAUGGAAGUAGUUUCUCUGAAGAGUUAUCCAGAAAAUCUCGGAAUUUCCAUGAACGUUUCGCUGAAAAGUUCAAUGUGGAUCUGACGAAGUUUUCUGAUAGACAGGUCAACUUGUCGAAGAUUGCAGUCAGCAAUUUACUAGGUGGUAUUGGCUACUUUUAUGGUUCUUCUUUGAUUCGUUCUUCUAAUAUUGGACCAGAACCAGUGCAUAAUUGGGCGACCGGGUUAUUUUCUGCCACCCCAUCUCGAUCGAACUUCCCACGAGGAUUUUUGUGGGAUGAAGGUUUCCACGGUCUGAUCUUAGCUCGAUGGGAUCCAGUUCUUGCUAUGGAAACGGUCGGUUCGUGGCUCGAUCUUAUGAACGCCCAUGGUUGGAUUCCUCGUGAACAGAUUUUGGGUUGGGAAUCUAGGUCACGCGUCCCGUCUGAAUUCAUUGUUCAAUCAGAUGUUGUCGCCAAUCCCCCAUCACUGAUUUUAACGGUUGAGGCUUUAUUAGAUCGUCUCCCCCGAUUAUCCAUUUCUGAGGCUAAUGAGUUUCGUCGUUGGUCUAUGUUAAUUCUGCCUAGAUUACAUGUAUGGUAUCAAUGGUUCAAUAAAACUCAGAUUGGUACUGUCCCUCUAUCAUACCGCUGGCGUGGUCGAAAUCCUAAUGAAGUGCAUCAGUUGAACCCUUUAACAUUGAGCUCAGGUAAGGGCUUUGAAACAUUAAAAAGUCUCAUGCUCUAUACUAUUUUGUCGGUUACAUUUAUUAUCCUUGCAAUAAAAAAAACACUCGCCCACAUUACCAAUAUAGAGAAUAACAAGUGUAAAAGUAAUCUUUCUGAAGAAGCUAAUAUCAUAUUCAUACAUGUUCUUGAAGGUAAAAUACUAACUUUUUUUUAUUUCAGUUUACCUUCACUUAGGUCGUAAGUAACUAUUUCUCUUACAAGGGUGAUGUACAAGAAGUAAGUGGUAAAUAACGAGACCGUCAUUGAAAAGCUGUUUUAAUUAUCUAUAUUUACUUUUCCUCCUUCUGAUUAUCUUUUAUAGGCUGUUCUUUUAUAAACUUUUCAAAAUUAUUUAUCUGACUAUUCUUUACGAUGUGACCCAUUAAACUAGGUGGUUGACUCCCAACCAAUGAGGUCACUAGCUCACAUCCUUCUCCGUUUGCCAAGACUAGGCAAUCAUCACAAUAGUUUUGGCUCUUCUCCUGGUACAAAAAUCUGCACUUCAACUUUGGGUUGGUUUAUUUUGACUAUUUUACCACGGUGUACCAAUGAAUGAGGGUGCUUUGGUUGAAAGAAUGUUUCAUGUCUGCCGAUCGUUUCUGUCCUGAGGAGUCAGUAAGCUAAUGUUUUGUACUACAAAGCUAACCACUCUCUUUGUCAGUACAGCUACAUGAUUGAAAUGCAUAUUGUAAAGCUAGUAGACUGAUGUGUGUUUACAGUGUUUUAUUGCAAAAGAUGUCAAGAUGAUGUAUGCGAGGGAGAUGAACUGCAUCAACUUGUUGUAAUAAAUAAAACAAUAUUGUUCUCAUUGUCGUGCACAAUAACAUAAUAUAAGCAGUGUUUGUGGUGUUGGUGUAACUGGAUAUCAGAUUUACGGAAACUUACAUCCUACAUGGAGGUGCAGGUCAACAAAGCAAAUACAAGAAAGUAGUAAUGGUAUCAGCAGUUGUAAAUUACUGCAAAAUAAAGAAAACGUACAACAGUAAGCGUUUGCGGUUCAAAUCGGUAUUUUUUUGUGGCAGUUUUAUUUUCCCCCAAUUAGUUUUGCGAACAACCUCGCCUGGUUAACUAGUUUACUAGUUACUAGCCGGUCCUAAGCCCGGGUAAAGAGGGAAGGUUGGGCAUAGGGCUAGCAACCCUACCCCGUAAAACAAAUCUAACCGCUAAAGAAACUUCAAAGCACAAACAAAAUAUAAAAAAUGAAAACAAACUUAUUCCCCGCUGGAAUCGCAGAGGCGAAAUGACGCCAAAUGGUGAAAGCCUUCGGGAAGCCAAUUGGCCGAUGUGUCUUCUCUCGAUGAAAGCGAAAGUAAACGUGGGGACAUGGAAUGUCCGCACGAUGUUUGAACCCAGUAAGGCAGCACAGAUUGAAAACGAGAUGAGAAGGUAUAACAUCGAAGUGCUUGGGAUUUGCGAAAGCAGAUGGAAUGGGAGUGGACUCUCCAAACUGUCAACUGGAGAAUCAAUAAUCUACUCCGGUCACCCAGACGCCAACCACGAGCACACUGAGGGAGUGGCUAUCAUGAUGUCCUCAAGAGCAUCGAAGGCUCUCAUGCAGUGGGAACCAAUCUCCUCCUGCAGGAUCAUGACAGCAAGAUUCAACUCAAAAGGAAGAAAGGUCACAAUCAUACAAUGUUAUGCACCUACAAAUAAUGCAGAGCAAGAGAAAAAGGAGGAUUUCUACAGACAACUUCAAUCAACACUGGGCAAGACAUCAGUUGGCGAUAUCAAAAUUCUGAUGGGCGACAUGAAUGCGGAACUGGGAGGGGACAACACGGGAAGAGAACUAACCAUGGGUCGAGAGGCGCUAGGUGAGGUGAUGAACGAGAAUGGAGAAUUGUUUGCAGAAUUCUGUGCAUUCAACGAUUUGGUGAUUGCAGUGAGGCAGCGUGUUCAGGCACAAAGAUAUCCACAAAGCGACAUGGACUUCACCAGAUGGACACACUAAAAAUCAAAUCGACUUUAUCUCAAUCUCAAGAAAAUGGAGACGCAGUCUACUUAACACAAGGUCAAGAAGAGGAGCAGAUGUAGGUUCAGACCACUAUCUAGUGCAAGGAACCUUCCAAAUCAAGUUAAAAGCCUUCAAGGAAGCUGGUGAUAGACCUCAAUUCAAGUACAACACUCGGAAACUGAAGGAUGAAACUACAAAGGAGAUCUUCAAGGCAGCCAUCAAGACAAAAUGGGAGACAUCGAGGGACAUCCCUGAAGAAACCUGUGUGGAAGAACACUGGAAGUCUUUGAAAGCUAUGUGGAAAGAAACCUGCACAACAGUAUUAGGAAGGAAGAAGAAAGAAGACAAGGAAUGGAUCUCGACGGAUACCUGGAAGCUGAUAGAGGAGAGGAGGAUGGUGAAGCAGAAGAUAAACCAGUGCAAGGAUGCUCAACGACAAGAGGGACUGAGCACAAUGUAUAAAACACUGGACAAAGAAGUGAAGAAGAGUGCACGCAAAGACAAAAGACACUUCUACGAAACACUGGCAAGUGAAGCAGAACAGGCUGCAGGUAAGAGAGACCUGACGACAUUGUAUCAAAUAACCAGGUUGCUAUCAGGGAAGAGACCAACACAGAUGAAACCAAUAAAAGAUGAAGAAGGAAAUUUAAUUACAAAAGAAGAGAAACAGAGGAAACGAUGGGUUGACCACUUCAAGAAGCUCUUGAAUCGACCACCACCUGCACUUCGUCCAGAAAUACCACCUGCAGCCGCUGAAUUACAAGUGAACAUUAAUCCCCCAACGAAAAUGGAAGUCCUGAACGCCAUAAUGCUACUGAAAUGCGGGAAAGCAGCAGGACCAGAUGGAAUACCGCCAGAAGCACUGAGAACAGAUGCAGAGACAACAGCGGACAUGCUCACACCACUAUUGCAGAAGGUGUGGAAGGAAGAGAAGGUACCGGACGAUUGGAAGAAGGGUAACCUUGUCAAACUGCCGAAGAAGGGAGACCUCAGUGCUUGCAAGAACUGGCACGGAAUCACUCUCCUGUCCACCCCAAGUAAAAUAUUAGGCCGCAUCAUCCUGGAGAGGCUUAAAGACGCACUGGAUUCAAAACUACGACCGGAACAGGCAGGCUUCAGGAAGUACAAAUCAUGUGCAGACCAAAUUGCAACGCUUCGUAUCAUCAUAGAACAGAGCGUAGAAUGGCAAUCAGCUCUCUACCUCAACUUCAUCGACUUUGAGAAGGCCUUUGACAGCGUCGACCGAGAAGUAAUUUGGAAACUGCUUCAAUACUACGGAGUACCGCAAACCUUUAUCCGCCCCAUUCAACAACUAUAUGAAGAUGCCACAUGCCAAGUAAUUCACAAUGGGAAGCUCAGUGAUGCCUUUGAAGUGAAGACAGGAGUGAAACAAGGUUGCCUACUAUCCCCCAUGAUAUUCCUUAUUGUGGUGGACUGGAUCAUGCAGCAAACAGUAGGCAGCGAGAAGAGGGGGAUACACUGGACGACGGAAAAGAACCUAGAAGACUUGGAUUUCGCCAACAAUGACUUGUGUCUGAUGUCACACAAACUUGAAGAUCUGCAGGCAAAAACUAACAAGUUGAUAGAAGAGGCAGCUAAGACGGGACUUCAGGUGAAUAUAGAGAAGACAGAAGUGAUGAAGAUACCGCACCAACAACUCCAACAACCACAACAAACUCCAAUCACCGUCAACGGGAGAAACUUGAAGGAAGUAACCUCCUUCACUUAUCUAGGAAGCACUGUUUCAACUACAGGCGGGACGGACGAGGACGUCAAAGUCAGAAUCGG